Stylophora pistillata is the source of this 6252-nucleotide messenger RNA. RefSeq names its product inositol hexakisphosphate and diphosphoinositol-pentakisphosphate kinase 2-like. Gene Ontology annotation, molecular function: inositol hexakisphosphate kinase activity; 5-diphosphoinositol pentakisphosphate 1-kinase activity. Gene Ontology annotation, cellular component: cytosol. Gene Ontology annotation, biological process: inositol phosphate biosynthetic process; inositol metabolic process. The record is from RefSeq and is a predicted model, not a curated record. NCBI's taxonomy places the organism in Eukaryota, Metazoa, Cnidaria, Anthozoa, Scleractinia, Pocilloporidae.
CGGCCUUUUCGCCAGAAAAUGGCGAAAUAAUCGCGAAAUCCUCUUAUACUUUCACGUAACUUGCCACAAUCAGAUUAGACCGUAGUCGACAGCUGUGAACCGAUUUUUUUAAGAAUUUGACUCUGUAAGGCUGUUUUUCUGAAGAGACUUCAGAUGAUGUCAGGCGGAAGGUCAAGACGAUAAAAUUUAACCAGAUACUACUAUCGAUGGUGUGAUGUCCGCAGUUUUCUCUUACGUACACUUUUGAAAAGAGGAAAUGGCUGACUAUCCAAGGCCAUUUGGCAGAUAUGAUGGUGAAGAUGAUGAAGAAGAAGACGAUGAAGAGGAUGCAAUUCCCAAGAUCAGGAUUGGGGUCUGUGCAAUGAGCAAAAAGACCAACUCCCAACCGAUGCAAGAGAUAUUGGGUCGAAUGUCAGCAUUUGACUGUGUAGACAUAUUUGUGUUUCCUGAUGACACUAUCCUGAAUGUUCCAGUGGAGGAAUGGCCCAUCUGUGACUGCUUGAUCUCGUUUUACUCCAAAGGCUUUCCACUUGAGAAAGCGAUUGAGUAUGCCAAGCUCAGAAAACCAUUCAGUCUAAAUGACUUGGAAAUGCAAUAUGCUUUGAUGGACAGACCAACAAUGUACAGCCUUUUGAAGAGCGAAGGGAUUGAAACACCAAGACAUGCUAUUUUACUACGAGAUGAUGAUGGAAAUCCCAUAAACACAAAUUUUGUUGAGUCUGAUGAUUCUGUACAGAUAGGCGAUGUUGUAUUCCAAAAACCCUUUGUUGAGAAACCAGUAAAUGCAGAAGAUCACAAUGUGUACAUAUAUUACCCCUCAUCGGCAGGAGGUGGCAGCCAAAGAUUGUUCCGGAAGGUGGGAAAUAGAAGCAGUGUGUACUCAGGCGAGAGUUCAGUACGGAAGAAAGGGUCUUACAUUUAUGAAGACUUCGUGGUCACUGAUGGAACAGAUGUGAAGGUGUACACAGUGGGCCCAGAGUAUGCUCAUGCUGAAGCACGCAAGUCUCCUUCACUUGAUGGAAAAGUUGAAAGAGAUAGUCAAGGAAAGGAGAUACGUUACCCUGUCAUCCUAAACCAGUAUGAGAAAGAACUGGCAAACAAAGUCUGCAACUUGUUCAAGCAAACAGUUUGUGGGUGUGAUUUACUUCGUACUCAUGGCAAAUCCUAUGUUUGUGACGUCAAUGGCUUCAGUUUUGUGAAGACAUCCAAGAAGUACUAUGACGAUGCAGGACAUGUCUUAAUGAGUCUUAUUGUACAUAAACUAGCGCCCCAAUUAUAUACAGGGUACAUUCUUGAUUUACCAGAGGAGACACCCACUGUUGAACCCCUAGAGGGUACUAUGUUAGAGCUAAGGUGUGUCAUUGGCAUCAUCAGGCAUGGUGACCGAACACCUAAACAGAAAAUGAAGAUGGAAGUUCGACAUCCAAGAUUUAUUGAACUGUUCAAAAAGUAUAAUGGCUUUGAUGAACACAAGCUCAAGCUGAAGAGACCGACCCAGUUACAAGAAGUAUUAAAUAUUGCUAGAGAUUUGUUAGCCAACAUUAAGGAGGGGAUUCCAAUCUUCGAGAGUCGUAACAAGCUCCAUCAACUCAAAAGUGUGUUAGAAAUGUAUGGGUAUUUCUCUGGAAUUAACAGAAAGGUUCAGUUCAAGUACAUUGGCAAACCUCGAGACGGGAGUGAAAGUGAAAGCAGUGAGAGUCGCCUAACAGACUCUGGUUCAGAUGAAAAGAGUGGAAAAAAGAAAGGAGAGAAGGAGGCCAAAAACAAAGACAGUACAGAAGUCAGAGGGCAAUCAAGUGAAGAAUCACAAGAAAAUGAAGAUGAAAAGGAUGACAAACUAAAGGUACCAGUUGACUCUGAACAUGCACUGCUGCUGAUAGUCAAGUGGGGUGGAGAACUGACCACAAUGGGAAAGGAGCAGGCCUUACAGUUAGGACGGGCUUUCAGGAGCAUGUACCCUGGAGGUCAAGGAAGAUACUCUAUGUCUGGUAUUGGUCUCCUGCGACUUCACAGCACUUACAGACAUGACUUGAAGAUUUAUGCAUCUGAUGAGGGAAGAGUUCAAAUGACAGCUGCAGCAUUUGCAAAGGGUUUUCUUGCACUUGAAGGUGAACUAACACCAGUUCUUGUACAUCUGGUACGAAGUGAUAAGAACACUACAGAAAUGCUUGACACCUCCAGUGCUGCCACCAAGAUACUGGGAAAAGUGAAACACAGGCUUCAUGAUAUGCUUCACUCCAAUGAGGAUUUCAAAGAAGACGAUUUCACCAAGCUUGCACCAACCAAGUCUCCUUCUGUAAUACAUGCCAUGAAAUUUGUUAAAAAUCCGUACAAAAUGUGUGAAAAGCUAUACAACUUGGUAGCGAAUCUUACUGGACAGUUAAAGGAACUGAUAUCCCAGAAAACUUAUGAUCCAAGAGAUCCUUUCCUUUACCAUGAUGAAACACUGGAGCUGAUGAUGCACAGGUGGACAAAAUUAGAGAAGGAUUUUAAGUUGAAAAGUGGCCAGUUCGACAUCAGUCUUAUUCCAGAUAUCUAUGAAUGUAUCAAGUACGACGUGCAGCACAACAGUAACCUGUGUUUGAAUAACGCUCUGGAUUUAUACAAGUGUGCCAAGGCUUUUGCAGACAUUGUUAUUCCACAGGAAUAUGGAAUAACGAUGGAAGAGAAGUUAGCCAUUGCUCAAAGAGUAUGUGUCAGACUUUUAAGGAAGAUUAGAGGGGAUCUCCGGCAUGCAGACAAAUCAGAUAUACACACUCGCCUUAAUCCCAGUUACUCACAGAGUGUGGAAACUCCACAUCGCCAUGUUCGAACAAGGUUGUAUUUCACAAGUGAGAGUCACGUGCACACAGUGCUGAAUGCUUUCCGAUUUGGAAAGCUUUUUGAAUAUAUUCCAGAUAGCCAAUGGCAGAAAGCUGUAAAGUUCUUAAGCGAGGUACCGGAAUUGAACUACAUGACCCAGAUUGUGCUGUUGUUGUAUGAAGACCCAAAGGCGGAUCCUUUGUCUGAAAACCGAUUUCAUGUAGAGAUGCACUUCAGUCCUGGAGCCAAGACUAUGGAUGAUCCAGAAUUCUUGACAAGGAGCUCACCUACAAGGAAACGUAGUGAGGAAGAUGUAAGAGUCUCAUCAGCCGCUACCGGUUCAACGGCAGGGAAUGUAAACACAAUGAUCAGAGGUGUCGGGGAUGAUGGCCAUCAAAGUCAGGAUAGCCUGGUUAAUACGACAUCAUCAAUUUCCAAUCCUAAUUCAUCUUCUUCUCCUUGCGUAACAGCCACAAGCGCUCAUCCGGGACAAUCCCAGACGACGAAAAAAACUGAAAGUUCUGUCGACGAAACUGCACAAAGCACUGUCGGCAGCUCCGCAGGUGCAGAGCUAAACUCCACUGCGGAGGAAGUUUUUGAAAGCGGAGAACUUGAGCCUUACGAUGAGAUUGUGUACGCUGGUAAUGAGCGGCCACGUUUUUCAAUCGGUAUGGAAGACUAUUCAGAUUCUGCCAUAGGUGAAGGCACAGGUGAUAGUACUGUGUCCUCGGGUACGUCCAUUGAUGACUCGUCUGGUGAAGAGAAACCGCUGAAGAGGCAAAGGAACAGUUUGAGUGAAACAGAGAUCAGCCCCGCCCCAACUGAAAUCGAGAGAAGGUGUAAGUCGGACAGUGAUGUGGUUUCCAUGGGAAGUCCAACAAGGGAUUCUCCUCUGUGAAAAAAAGCGAAGGACCAAGAGGCAAGUUCGAUAAAGUGCAUCGAGGAAGAAGAUGAUUCAAAACCACAGCUGGCCAGUCGAAGGCCGAAGGCCCACUCGUUGGGUGGAUCACCUGAUGAAUAUGGUUUUGGCAAGUUGACAGAAGGAGUCAGGACUGAUUUGCACACCGUUGACGAAGAAGAUCAGGAGAAUGAGUACGGUUCAAAUGAUGAUGAUCAACAUGGGAAAAGAAGCGUUGGAGAGGAUGAUGACGUGAUUCUUGACGAAGAAGGGAAUGUUUUAUUGACAGGCAAAGCCAAGCCCUCGUCGGCCAAGUCGGACACUUCUUCUGUUCGGCCACGUAAAGUCUCGUUUGACGUGGUGCGUGACCAGGGAAAGAGCGACCUGAGCGGUCAGCCACUGAAGGUUGUCCACUCUACUCCUUCCUUAAAGAAGGGAGGUUCCCCUCGGAGGCCAAGUCUCGGAACUAAAACCUCAUCCAUUCGUGCGGUCAGAAAUCUUUCGUAUGCCAUUCAAAGUGCUUUAGUUGUCAAGCCAUAUUCUGUAACAAAAAGCACGAAAAACAGUCGAAAGCCACCAAUUGCAGACUUCUAUGAAGAAAUGACAAAAGUGGAAUCACUGAAUCCCUUGCGAACACUUCACAAUGCGAUACCACUCAGGGAAAUGGACAACUACUUUGACAAGACCACUGAUCAGAACUACGAAGCUCUUCAUACACCUGUUAGUACUCCCUCAAGGAAGGCUCCGUCCAAGAAACUUGCUGCCAAUUCUUCAAAUCCUACACAGUUACUAGCGAAGAUGUCCGGCGCGGGGAGCGAGGUCGUCGAGAGAGUUGAGGAUAUGGUGAAGGAAAAAAUAGAAGAUCUGGAUUCUUGAUUCUUCAGGCUUCUUUUUCCGAUGAGAACAACCAAAAAGCAGAUUUUGUUAAUGAUAAAAUUGGAAUGGUGGAAUGCAUUUUAUCCACGAUAAAUUAUUAGCUUUUAUAAAAUAACUGAGUUAUUACAAGCUCCCUGAUUGGCCAAAAACGCAUCUUUUAUUGCAUCAGUCGAUCCAUAUAUAUUUGAUAAAAGCAAUAGACCCUACUUUCUCUUGGUUCCCGGCGAAAUAUCCCGCUUGGGAUGUUUGGGGAACACGAGAAAAGUUUGUAAACCACAAACCUCAGGCGAGUGAUAGACAAACUUUUCUCGUGUCCCACCAACAUCCCACGUGGUUUAUUUCGCCGGGAUACCGAUAGAAAGUACGAUCUUUUGUUUAAUUGAAAGUUGUUUGACUGCCAACACAAAAAUCCUUAACCAAGAUACCUAAAAUAUUUUCGGACAUGUUUAAAUCCACAACCAAAGGAAUUAUAUCGUUUUAUUUAAUUUUAGUUGCGUUAACUUAUGAUGAAUCUCAUUUAAAAACAGAGGACUCAAGCAAAACACAAACUGACAACAGUUAGUUGAAUCUCAGUUAGCUGAUUGGUUUCUUCUUGUCGGCAGAGCAAAAUUUCAGAUACACUCGCGGUGUUCUCAGUUUCCAGAGUUUCACUGUAACUUAUUCAUGAAAGUUUUAAUUGAGGCCCUCCCUCUGUCGUACAGUUACUUUUUCUGCACGUGAAGUUUACGUAAGUCAUUUUCAUUCCAUCCAGCUAAUUUACAAAAAGUGUUGUUACAGGUAAAUCGAUUUGUUGACGUUGCUGCAAGAUAUUUAUAAUGAAAAAUUGCCAACAGUAUUUAAAGCUGGAAAACGGACUGUUUUUCUUGAUGUUUUCAUGGAUACUUGUACUGAAGAAUUGUACGCGCUUACAACCCGUGGAAUUUUUAUUUAGUACCUUCCAAGCUUCGUUAAUCCUUCAACCCCUUAUAGUAACAACAUCACCCUUGAAUGAAACAAAGUUAAUGAGAUAAAAGAAAAUGAUCAGCAUUUGAAGAAGCCCUGAUCGUCAAUCAAAUUCUCCUAGUCAGCACCACAGGAAAUGUUGCCUGAACAGUGUACGAUAAUUUUAGGGUAAAAGCUUAAAACUAGUCCCCAUUAAAGCUCAUUUUGAUAUUUGUUUUUCUUGUUAAAUUCUUGUUUCCCCAGAUGUUUGAAAUGUCAGUUUUUGUGAACUAAUUCCCAUUUUCCUUCUUCAUUUUGUGUAAAAUAAACUCGUCUCCAUGUUAUCAGCGAUCACUUUGCUUUCACGCGCUUAUUUCAAAUAGAAUUGACUCUGUUGUAAAGUUGUGUUUAUUUCUUUGCUAUACAAGCAAAUGCGAUCGAUCCUCAAAUGAACACCUCGCUUUCAAAUACUUAAAGGGUUAGACUUACGUGACCAGGAAGUUCGAAAGAACAAUAGUCUGCUCUGAGAUUCUUGAUACAUCAGUGUUCUCUUUCCGAUGAGAAUGACCGAAAGCAGAUUUUGUUAAUAUUAUGAAUCGAUCAGUUCGAAGCUUCAACACCCCCUGCCAAGGCAGCCCGUCGGGCAUUUGAACCUUUGAAGAUUGGUUUGUUCAACUUCCGGCCCCCCCGGGUCAUCAUAACCCUGCACUAACAUCGUUUCCUUCUCGUGGAAGACUCAAAUCGAUGCUGUUAUU